Archocentrus centrarchus (flier cichlid) is the source of this 1854-nucleotide messenger RNA. RefSeq names its product hyaluronidase 1 (gene hyal1). The transcript has 4 exons. Gene Ontology annotation, molecular function: hyalurononglucosaminidase activity. Gene Ontology annotation, biological process: carbohydrate metabolic process; hyaluronan catabolic process. The coding region runs from base 22 to 1410 and encodes 462 amino acids. NCBI's taxonomy places the organism in Eukaryota, Metazoa, Chordata, Actinopteri, Cichliformes, Cichlidae. The record is from RefSeq and is a predicted model, not a curated record. Gene Ontology annotation, cellular component: cytoplasmic vesicle.
CCUGAAUGUGUCAUUCGGAUCAUGAGACUUGUGGUUGCUUCACCAGACCACAAACUCAAAUUCUUCUCCACUUACAAAGUAGGGAUGACUGCCUUUAACCCUGCGGUGCUGCUGCACUUUAUUCUGAUCAGCCUCGUCUCAGGGCUGCAGUUUCCAAACUCACCUUUUUCCCAAGUCCCUUUCCUGACUGUGUGGAACGCCCCAACUGCCAACUGCCUCUCUGACUAUGGCAUUGACCUUGACCUGGGAAUAUUUAACAUCGUCCAGAACAAGAAUCAAACCUUUAUGGGUCAAAACAUAACCAUCUUUUACGCUGAAAAACUUGGUCUGUAUCCAAGGUACUCCCCGCGACGAGAGGCUGUUAAUGGCGGGGUACCACAGAACAGCAGCCUUGAACAACAUCUCAGAGUUGCCAGGGACAAUAUCAGCACCUAUAUCCCUGACAGGGGUUUCCAGGGCCUGGCUGUAGUGGAUUGGGAAAGUUGGAGACCUUUAUGGGAAAGAAACUGGGACAGUAAGCAGAUAUACCAAGAGGGGUCAAGAGUACUAGUGAGGUCUAAGCAUCCAGACUGGAGCCCCAAACAAGUAGAUAGUGCAGCACGUUUGGAGUUUGGCGAAGCUGGGAGGAAUUUUAUGGAGGAAACUCUGAAACUGGGGCAGGCAGCGAGACCACAUGGUUUGUGGGGCUACUAUGGUUUUCCCAACUGUUACAACUAUUACAGCGAAAAUAGCACCGGUUACACAGGGGAGUGUCCAGCCGUGGAGCUGAAGAGAAAUGACAAGCUUCUCUGGCUGUGGCGCACUUCCUCUGCUCUGUUUCCUGACAUCUACCUCAGCGUGCUGAUGCGGGGUCUUGGCAGAGAAGUGCUCCUCUACAGUCGCCACCGUAUCCUGGAGGCAAUGAGAGUUGGGGAUCAGGUGACUCCAUUAGUGCCACCUGUGUACACCUAUGCUCGCAUCGUCUACACCUUCACGCUAGAUUUCCUCUCUCAGGAGCACCUGGUCUACACUGUUGGAGAGAGUGCUGCUUUAGGCUCCGCUGGUGUGGUUCUUUGGGGUGACCACGGGCUUUCCAAAUCUCAGGCUACCUGUAAGGCUGUCAAAUCCUACAUUGAUAGCACUCUGGGUCCUUACCUGGUUAAUAUAACAGCAGCAGCCACUCUUUGCAGUCAGGCCACGUGUUCCUCUCAUGGAAGGUGCCAGAGGAGGGAUCCGCACUCAAGGGCCUACCUCCACCUUGACCCUGCCUCAUGGAAGGUGGUGUCUGAGAGUAAGCCAGGAGGAGGGAGGAACUACAGAGUUUUAGGACAAGAGCUGCCACAUCACGUGAAACUAAUGAAGUCUGAGUUUCAGUGCAGGUGUUACCCUGGGUGGAGAGGUGAGAGGUGCUCUGAACCAGCUCAGGUAUAAGACUUUGAGUGAGUAUUGGUCAAAUAAAUGGCAGUAAAAUUUGUGGAAUUAAAAACUCAAGGAGUGCAUAUGCGCUCCUGUAAAGGAAAACUUUCAAAUCAUUAACCACUGUUUUAUUUUUUUGUUUUUGUUUUUUUUAUACAAAGAAUUGUUUUUAUAUUUUUUCUUGUAUAACUUGCAGAUGUAACAGUUUUGCACUUUUUAAAUGACUAACCAGUUAAUUGCUUCUGAGCCUUGAAUGUGUCAGUAUAAUCUCACUGGACAAUUUAUUAGAUACACCUUGCUAGUAAUGGGUUGGACCCCAUUUUACCUUCAUAACUGCCAUAAUUCUUCAUGGCACAGAUUCAACAAGGUGCUGGAAACAUCCCUUAGAGGUUUUGGUCCAUAUUGUCAUGACAGCAUCAGACAGUUGCUGCAGAUUUGUUGGCUGCACAUUCAUGAUGC